AUGGCAUCAGUGCACUCAAUACAUAUCGAGGAGACUCCUCCCCGGCGCACCACCAGAGCACCAAGCACACGCGCUCCCGGAACGCGAAAGGUAUACGGCAAGCGACGAACUGCCGCUCCUAGAGCUGUAUUCGAAGAACGGAGCCCCGCAAAACCGUUGGAAAUAGCGAAUACCGAUGUUGUUCACGAUGCAGUCAAUGCUAUCCAGACCAAGCUCGCAAGCAUUCAAAUCGAUGAAAGAAAAUUUUUGAAAGACGGCCUGAAAGACCGUAAAGAGAAUAUCCAUGAAGUGACAGCAUCCGAAGCUUGCGAGAUUACCACCAAUGAGACCUCUAUGUCGAAACUCAAGCCGCCAGCAGAGCCUGCUCCAACUCGACGUUCACAACUCAAAGUCACCCCAGUGCCCAAGAAGCGGUUUCAGACAAUGGUGGAAGUGAGGGUCACCCCUAGGGUCAUCCCUAAAAACGCUCAAGAUCCCGUGCAGGAAACUCUUAGGGAGGCUUCCGCCGUCCUGGACAGCUGCAAGAAAAGCACCAGAAAAAACAAACCGCUACAAAGGCCAUCGUCUGAGUACGUUCAAAAUGAAAAAGCAACCUCCUAUGUUCGAUCUAUCCUGGACGAGACAUUGUCUCCGGCAGCAGCACAGGGCAUCCAGAAGUUCGAAUCGUGGGCAGCGCGAGCGGGGGAAAUGCUGGAAGUCGUGAAAUUGGCUGAAGGCUCAUACGGAGAGGUCUACAAGCUCCGGCUGAGGGAGGAUGUAUGUCAGAAGGAGAUGUCCAAAUCCAAGCUGGCACGUCUUAAGGCGUGUGGUGAUGGUGUUUUCAAGGUUGUCCCUCUACGAGCCCAAAGCGGUCCUGGCUCUAAGAAGUUUACGAGUAUAGAGGAAAUAGUGGCGGAGGUAAAAAUGCUCAAAUAUCUGGACCCCAUACCAGGGUUCGCGCGCUUCAGGGAAAUCCACGUUGUCGAAGGCCGGUUUCCAGCGGCCUUCCAGAAAGCCUGGGACAUCUACAAGAAAACGAAAGACGACUGUCUCAACCCUAACCCUUCAAGUAAACGAGCCUAUCCUGACUCACAAAUCUGGGCAAUCAUCGAAAUGGACGAUGCUGGCUGCGAGCUUGAAAAGUUCUCUUGGUCAUCGAUCUUCCAGGUUUACGAUAUAUUUUGGGGGGUUGCUAUGUCGUUAGCCCGAGCUGAAGAAUAUGCUUUGUUUGAGCACCGCGACCUUCACCUCGGCAACGUUUGUAUUCGAAGCACGCGACCAGAUGGCGGCAUGCACCCACCGUCAGACUCAGAGAUCAUGCGACAAUCAUAUUCAAGCGGUUUUGGAUUGAGCACACUCCAAACAACGCUUAUUGACUAUUCGCUCUCACGUGCAGAGUUAGCGCUUGACGAUGAGGCAUCAGAGCUGCUGGAAAUAACCUCUUCGGACCUUGAUAAAAAGCAGAUUUUCGAUGCUAUCGGCGAAGACGAGGACGAUGCCCUGCUCAGGGACACCUACCGACACAUGCGUGCCCAGCUAUACAAAGGCAACCCCGUCGACAGCGAGAAAACACCCGACAUCCCCGGUAUCUGGGCAGAAUAUGCACCACGCACAAACCUGAUUUGGCUGCGCUUUCUUCUCAAAAUGCUGCUGAAAAAUCGAAAACCUGAAGCCCCAGAAAACUCGACUCAUAACCGGCGACAACCGCUCGCGCCAUGCUCGUCCAACAAAGAGAUCAAAAAGGCGACCAAGUCAAGCAAGAAGAAGCAUGACGCGCCCAGUAAGAUCAACCGUAGCUCAGAUGUCCAUGCCAAGAUAGCGGACCUGAAGCAAACGCUAGAGGACAGGCUGGUUGCGGUUUUGGAACUCCUGGACCUCGAACAUGGACAUGAUGAUAUGUGCUGUUCAGCUGAUUUGGUUGCCUUUGCUAUCGAUGCUCAGUGGCUUGAUGAGAGGGACUUCUUUUCCGCGGAAUAG
This is a messenger RNA of Aspergillus mulundensis, 1956 nucleotides long. RefSeq lists its product as uncharacterized. Bases 1 to 1956 code for a protein of 651 amino acids. The transcript is spliced from 3 exons. Gene Ontology annotation, molecular function: histone H3T3 kinase activity. Gene Ontology annotation, cellular component: nucleus; cytoplasm. The record is from RefSeq and is a predicted model, not a curated record. NCBI's taxonomy places the organism in Eukaryota, Fungi, Ascomycota, Eurotiomycetes, Eurotiales, Aspergillaceae. Gene Ontology annotation, biological process: intracellular signal transduction; mitotic cell cycle.